Caenorhabditis remanei is the source of this 657-nucleotide messenger RNA. RefSeq lists its product as uncharacterized. NCBI's taxonomy places the organism in Eukaryota, Metazoa, Nematoda, Chromadorea, Rhabditida, Rhabditidae. Gene Ontology annotation, molecular function: ubiquitin-like protein conjugating enzyme binding; metal ion binding; ubiquitin protein ligase activity. The transcript has 6 exons. Gene Ontology annotation, cellular component: endoplasmic reticulum. Gene Ontology annotation, biological process: ubiquitin-dependent protein catabolic process. The record is from RefSeq and is a predicted model, not a curated record. Bases 1 to 657 code for a protein of 218 amino acids.
AUGGCAUCGGAAACAACGGUUCCGAAUCAGGAGCCGCACAGUUCCAGUAAUAAGGAUGAGUCGGCACGAUUCGAGUGCAACAUUUGCCUUGACGCUGCGAAGGACGCCGUCGUUUCUCUAUGCGGUCAUCUCUUCUGUUGGCCGUGUCUCAGUCAGUGGCUAGACACUCGUCCCAAUAAUCAAGUGUGUCCCGUCUGUAAAAGUGCUAUCGAUGGGAGCAAAGUCGUCCCGAUCUACGGUCGCGGUGGCGACUCAUCGGAUCCACGUGAAAAGAUUCCGCCACGCCCGAAAGGACAGAGGACUGAACCGCCACCGCAAUCAUUCGGCGGAUUCAACUGGGGCGCAUUCAACGACGGUGGAAUGAUGGGCGGCGGCGGAGGACACAAUGUUCACUUCUCGUUCGGAAUUGGCAUCUUCCCGUUAUCGUUUGUCGCUUCACUAUUUGGAGGUCUUGGUGCAGGCAAUGGACAAAACAAUCAGGCUGGAGGAGGAGGAGAUGGAGCUGCAGGACAUGAGCAUUCGCAUGGACAAGCCAAUCGAGGAGCACAUGGCGACCCAGCGCAAUCAGGAUCCCGAAUGGCUCAAGAAGAGGAAUAUCUAUCGAAUAUCUUUAAAUAUAUCGGCAUUUUCAUGCUUGUCUGGCUGUUGUUCGUCUAA